ACGAAAGACGCGCCGGUGGACUUUUCUCGUGCCGUGACAGCCGCGUCAGCCGCGACUCUGACCAAACAGCGAACAAAGUUGGACCAAUUCCUCUUCCGCUGCUCAUCUUCCUCGUCCGAUGUCUUACUUCCUUCCACACCAGGAGCACGAGAACAGACACGACCACCACCCACCGCCGUCCACUUCCACCACGAGCUCCCACUCUCCCCGCCCGCCACGAACGCUCCGCCGAAAAGGGCCGCUUGCACGCUCCUCCGUCGUCCCGACCGAUGAGCAGCGAAUCGCGGCAAAUGGUCUCCUCCGCCAUCGCAGCCCAGUCUCUCCUCCUCCUCCCCCUCCUCCUCUUCCUCCCGCUCCUCUUCCUCUGCUCGCCGGUCUCUGCUCAAGUCUCCCCUGGCUCGACCCUCUACGCCUCCCGCGUCAACCAGUCCUGGUCCUCCCCGAACCAGGCCUUCUCCCUCGGCUUCGUCGCCGCCGCCACCGACCCCUCCUCCUUCCUCGCCGCCAUCACCUACGCCGGCGGCCCCACCGUCGUCGUCUGGUCCGCCGGCGGCUCCGCCGUCGACUCCUCCGGCGCCCUCCAGUUCCUCUCCACCGGCAACCUCCGGCUCGUCAAUGGGUCGGGCGCCACCGUCUGGGAGUCCAACACGACCGGCAGGGGAGUGACCUCAGCAAAUCUUGAUGACACCGGCAACUUGGUGCUCCGGAACGGCACGUCUUCGGUCUGGUCGUCGUUCGAUCACCCGACCGACACGAUCGUACCCUCGCAGAAUUUCACAGUCGGUCAGACGCUGCGAAGUGGGCGGUACUCCUUUAAUCUUUUGAGCUCUGGUAAUUUGACCCUUCGGUGGAAUACUAGUAUUGAGUAUUGGAAUCAAGGGGUGAAUUCGUCGAUCCAGGGGAAUCUGACUGCUCCCACCCUGGGUUUGCAGUCUACAGGUAUUCUGUACAUAUCUGACCCUUCUUUGAGUAGUUAUGCAAUCAUUGCUUACAGUAGUGAUUACGCGGAAGGGAGCGACAUUUUAAGGUUUCUGAGGUUGGAUCCUGAUGGGAAUUUGAAGAUUUUUAGCUCAGCGAGGAAUAGUGGGAGUAAGAACUUGAGGUGGGCAGCUGUUGAUCAGUGCGAGGUCUUUGGGUUCUGUGGGAAUCUGGGUAUUUGCAGUUACAACGACUCGACCCCAAUGUGCAGGUGCCCGAGCCAGAAUUUCGAGCCAAUCGAUCCGAACGAUAGCAGAAAAGGUUGUAAGAGGAAAGUAAACAUAGAGGAUUGUCCGGGGAGUGCGACUAUGUUGGAACUGGAUCAUGCUUCGUUCUUGACCUACCCGCCUGAGCUGUCCUCACAAGUUUUCUUUGUGGGUAUAUCGGCAUGUAGGUUGAAUUGUCUUGUGAGUGGUUCUUGUAUGGCUUCAACUUCAUUAUCCGAUGGGACAGGGCUGUGUUACUUGAAAUCUGUGAAUUUUGUCAGUGGUUAUGAGAAUCCGGCAUUGCCGAGCACAUCAUACGUCAAAGUUUGUGGCCCAGUAGUUCCGAACCCAUCAUCUCUGGAGGGAACCGGCAAAAACAAGGGAUGGAGACUACAUGCUUGGGUGGUAGUGGUUGUGGUUUUGGCUACAGUUCUUGGUUUAAUCCUCUUAGAAGGUGGUCUGUGGUGGUCGUGUUUUAGAAAUAGUACGAAGUUUGGUGCAUUGUCAUCUCAUUAUACACUCCUUGAGUAUGCCUCCGGGGCACCAGUCCAGUUCACGUACAAAGAGCUUCAAGGAGCAACUAAAGGGUUCAAGGAGAAACUGGGUGCCGGAGGAUUUGGGGCUGUUUAUAGAGGAGUCCUUACUAAUAGAACGGUCGUUGCGGUUAAGCAGCUAGAGGGAAUUGAACAAGGGGAGAAGCAAUUCAGGAUGGAGGUGGCAACCAUAAGUAGCACGCACCAUUUGAAUUUGGUGCGGUUGAUCGGCUUUUGCUCGGAGGGACGUCACAGGCUCUUAGUCUAUGAGUUCAUGAAAAAUGGUUCUCUGGAUGAUUUCCUCUUUACUAGUGAAGAAAAUUCAGGGAAGUUGUUGAAUUGGGAGCAACGGUUUAAAAUCGCCCUGGGGACUGCAAGGGGAAUCACCUAUCUCCACGAAGAAUGUCGAGACUGCAUUGUUCAUUGUGACAUAAAACCCGAGAAUAUUCUUUUGGAUGAAAAUUACAACGCCAAAGUGUCUGAUUUCGGCCUCGCAAAGCUCAUAAACGCCAAGGAUCACCGGUACCGCACCUUGACGAGCUUGAGAGGCACGAGAGGUUAUUUGGCACCUGAGUGGCUGGCGAAUCUCCCGAUAACUUCCAAAUCAGACAUCUACAGUUAUGGGAUGGUCUUGUUGGAAAUAGUGAGUGGGAGAAGGAAUUUUGAUGUUUCCGUCGAAACCAACAAUAAGAAAUUCUCCAUGUGGGCUUAUGAGGAGUUUGAGAAGAGCAAUGCUGAGAACAUUAUAGACAAGAGGCUGUUUGGUGCUGAUCAAGAUUUAAACAUGGAGCAAGUAAUGAGGGCAAUCCAGAUCUGUUUCUGGUGCAUCCAGGAACAACCAUCGCAUAGGCCGACUAUGGGGAAAAUUCUGCAGAUGCUUGAUGGGAUUACGGAGAUUGAGAGGCCACCUCCUCCGAAGGCAGCAGUUGAUGGGUCCCAUAGCGGAAGCAGCAUCAAUGUCAGUAGUAAUAUAAGCGCACUCUCGACAUUCGCAGCUUCAGUUCCUCCUCCAUCAUCUUCGUCUCGCCAAACUUCUGGAGUUUCGCCUGUUACUUCAGGAAGAAAUUUAGAAAAGGCAUCCUCAUCCCAUCUUAACUCAGAUUCAAAGUGAAGCACUCAAUAGCACGUGAUAAUUUUUAUAAGAUGGAGUGAGCUCUGGAAGGAAUUUAUAUUCAAUUUGUAUCUUAGUUGUACACUGCCUCUUUGUAAAAUGUCUUGUUAUACCAGCAAAGCUGGCUGUGGGUAGAGGAGCAUCUUAAGUCUUGCGUGUGUAUAUUUUCUUCAUCACCUGAAACUGUGUAUUCCACAUUGAUAGCUAUAAAACAUUUGAGCAUUUGUUUC
Syzygium oleosum is the source of this 3058-nucleotide messenger RNA. Its product is annotated as G-type lectin S-receptor-like serine/threonine-protein kinase At1g34300. NCBI's taxonomy places the organism in Eukaryota, Viridiplantae, Streptophyta, Magnoliopsida, Myrtales, Myrtaceae. The record is from RefSeq and is a predicted model, not a curated record. Bases 270 to 2828 code for a protein of 852 amino acids. Gene Ontology annotation, molecular function: ATP binding; protein serine/threonine kinase activity. Gene Ontology annotation, biological process: recognition of pollen; protein phosphorylation. The transcript has a single exon.